This is a messenger RNA of Sclerotinia borealis F-4128, 537 nucleotides long. Lineage: Eukaryota; Fungi; Ascomycota; Leotiomycetes; Helotiales; Sclerotiniaceae. The record is from the annotation of a GenBank genome assembly.
AUGAGUUUCAUUAAAAGGAUUCUGCGAAAGCUAUCCAUUAGACGAAAGGAAAAGGCUGGCACAAGAGAUUUCGAGAAAGACUCAACUGAUGUAUACAACGCGAGAAGAACAUCCAACACCGAAACAGAAGUCGAAAGCCUAGUCCAAAUUGGAGACGGAUGCAAAAGCCCAGCAAACACCGAAAUAGACGCGGAAACCCUCGACCAAACUGAAGACGGAGAAGAAGAACCAGCCAGCACCGAAGACGUGGUCGAAGAAAAAACACAUUUUGAACGAGAAGUCCAAAGUCACCCUGACAUUUUGAACGUGGUCAGAUUACCAUUCAAGAUCAAGCGCAUAGCGAGCGACGAAAGCGCGAGCGAUUACCGGAAAAUAGUGGAAGAUGAUCACAAUGAAGAUUACAAUAAUGCCUGUAUCGAUUUGAAGAUGAUAGAGAGGUUAGAGAUGACGGUGGUAGGCUCGCGUGGACAGACUUUGGUGCUUGCUUGGGAUUACAAGUACACCAGAAACGGUAGAGCCAUGAGGGCUGUGCGCUAG